Messenger RNA from Cynoglossus semilaevis (tongue sole), 1624 nucleotides. RefSeq names its product SCO-spondin-like. Bases 304 to 855 code for a protein of 183 amino acids. The transcript is spliced from 3 exons. The record is from RefSeq and is a predicted model, not a curated record. Lineage: Eukaryota; Metazoa; Chordata; Actinopteri; Pleuronectiformes; Cynoglossidae.
UGUGUUCAAUCCUGAAAUUUUCAACAAUUAUUGCACUUAUACCGAUCCUGAGUAUCGGAUCGAGACAUCCAUAUCCUUCCGCAAACUUGUCUGACUUGAGUGAUUGAUAGUUAAUGCUUCCUUCCUCCGUUUGUUCAGGGCCAAACUCUGGUCCCUGGAGAAGGAGGCAAAUGUUGUUACUGCCAAGGUAGAAUCAAAACUCCAGACGUGUAAUUUCUGUAUAUAUGAUGUCAUUGUGAUUGAAGUUUUUUUUUUUAAAUAGGGGAAAAUGAAACCAUAACUAUAGAUAUAACUCCACCUCCUAUGACCACAAGGCCCAGGGAAGAUACCACUCCCCCGGUUCCCACAUAUCCUCUUCCCCCUGGAGGUAAUUUACAUUUAUAUAGACAUAGCUAUGUAAGCUACCCAGCUACUACCAGCUACUCUUGGUCUCGCUCUUAUUUCCUUGGUUGCUUUUUUUCAGAAGACUGUUGGUCUCCUUUGGGCGUUCAGACUCUGCCAGCCUCAAGUUUCAGUGCCUCCUCAAGGCAAACUGGUCAUCCUCCUGAGGCAGCUCGUCUUCAUGGCUUGGACACCCGCAGUGACCUCCAGGGUUGGAGUCCUGAACCUGAGGAGUACAAGGACCUGCCACCGCGGCGCCCAAGUGGACACGGCAGCCACACAAAAGGCCCCUAUCUGCAGAUCAACCUAUUACAACCGUACAACAUAACUGGUAUGCUAACGCAGGGUGGCGGUGCUUUCGGCACAUUUGUGUCCAGCUUUUACAUACAGUUCAGUCCGGACGGCAAACAGUGGUACACGUACAAAGAGCUUGUCGCUGAUGCACGUCCCAGAGCAAAGGUAAUCAGAAAUUGAGUUAAAUGUAUUUUAAAGUAUAUUUGAAUGUCUUUCACAGACCAUUUUUUUCUUCUUCCAGGUUUUUCUUGCAAACCACGAUGAUCGAGGGGUGGCAGAAAUCAGGCUGGACAGGAUGGUGUCAGCUCAGUUCAUUCGCCUGCUCCCACAUGACUUUCAGAAUGGCAUCUACCUUCGACUUGAGAUUAUGGGUUGUGGUGACGGUUGGUUGAUUCUGAACUACCUAAUAGUUUUUAACUUCUUUGUUUUCAUGCCAGAACAUCAUUAAUUGUAAGGUUUUUUUUUUUCUACCCACCAUCACCAGUCACCUCCGGGGCUGGCUGCAGAGAGAAAGAGUUUCAGUGCAGAAAUGGCAACUGUGUGCCGGCAGGUCCACAGGGCGUGGUUUGCGAUGGAGUCAAUGACUGUGGUGAUGGAUCAGAUGAGAUGUACUGUGGGGUGUUUUUUUUUUUUUUUUUUUUAGAUAACACAAAGUAUGAAAUUUCCCUAUUCCUGCCUGAGGUUUUUCAAUUAAUAAUCUCUCUUCACACGCAGGUACACAGCCUUCUCCCACUGCCACCACUCCCCACCGCUGCCCUGUUGGUCAGUUCCGCUGCCCACCACCAGGAGGCUGCAUAGGGGCAGAGAAAUUAUGCGAUGGCGUUUUUAAUUGUCCUCAAGGAGAAGAUGAAAUUGGUUGCCAGCCCCGUGAAAACAUCACCACCCAAUCAGACAGGUCCAUUUAAUUUGUUUUCAAAUUAGGUUAUGUACAGUAUGUAUGUAUAUAUAU